Molecule: messenger RNA, 579 nt
Organism: Carya illinoinensis
Lineage: Eukaryota; Viridiplantae; Streptophyta; Magnoliopsida; Fagales; Juglandaceae
Exons: 1
Coding region: 1-579 (192 amino acids)
Source: RefSeq, a predicted model, not a curated record
AUGGAGCAGCUGCAAGUACCUAGAAACAGGCAACAAAAGCCUUUCAGAUAUGAGGCAUGUUGGUUACUUAAGGAAGAAAGUUCUAAACUGGUUGAGGAAGCUUGGAGGGCACCAAGGAAAACUGUGAAUAAAAUGCAAGGCACUAUUGAAAGGCUCAAAAAUUGUAAAUCAAGACUGACUCAAUGGAGCAAGAAGACUUUUGACAUUGCCAAAAGAGAAGUCUGUGCUCAAAUGGACUACAUUUCUACACUACAAGAAAGGAACACAGGCCAGCUAACAGAGGAGAUAAAACAAGCACAACAAGAAGCAAACAAGCUUCUUGAGGUAGAAAACAUUAAGUGGAAACAAAGAGCCAAGCAGAGGUGGCUGAGUGAGGGGGAUAGAAACACCAAAUACUUCCACCAAUGUGCUUCAGAUAGGAGAAAAUCCAAUGUUGUUAGGAAAUUGAUGGACAGCAAUGGCCAAGCAGUAAGUUCGAAAGAAGGUAUAUGUGCUCUAUUCCAAGAAUACUUCACAGAUAUUUUCACCUCCUCUAACCCCAGUAAACCAGAAGCAUGCAUAGCAUCAAUGGAGGCAUGA